Messenger RNA from Dimorphilus gyrociliatus, 2290 nucleotides. The record is from the annotation of a GenBank genome assembly. Lineage: Eukaryota; Metazoa; Annelida; Polychaeta; Dinophilidae.
AGUGUGUUUCCGAUUUAAAUUUGGUCCAUUUUCGCUCUCUACAAAAAGUACCUUACUACUACCGUAAAGAAACGUUUAGUACCUUUCCAAUUCUAAAAAGUAAUAAUUAUCUUAUAGCAAUCAUUAUAUAAACAUGACAAAAAGUAUUUAAUCUUAUUAACAAUAUAACCAUAUUCUCUUCUACUUACUACGUCUUUCAUCAGAUUUUUAUUCAAUAUCUAUUGUUAUAAGUGCAAUAUGUGUUUCCCUUUAAUUUUCAAAGUUUAAUGAUUAUUUGUGAUAGAUAAAAGAAAUGGGAAGAGCCACAACAAUAACUUUAGCAACUUCGCUUGGAUUGGCAGUUGCUUUGUACGUGUGGCAUAAAAAGUAUAGAAGAAGCAUCAAAAUCUCAGAGCAGAAAGCUCAAAGUUUCAGCAAAAUUAAGAUUCUCUAUGGAUCGCAAACUGGAACUUCAGAGAAAUUCGCACGGAUUUUAGCUAAAGAGGCAAAAGAAAUUCACAAAAUUGAGUGUGAAGUUAUAUCAAUGCAAGACUAUGAUCCUGAAGAUUCUUUGUCUGAUGAGGCCAAAAAUGAAAUUAUUCUUGUUUCAAUCAUCUCAACUUACACUGAUGGAGCACCUCCUGAGUCGGCUAAAUGGUUUUGCAAAUGGAUCGAGGAAGCGUCGUCCGAUUUUCGUAUACAAAAAAGUCUAUUAAGUAACUUGAAGUUUUGCGUUGUAUCUUUAGGAAACUCGCUGUAUGAGGAAUAUUUUGGAACGGUUGGUAAAACCUUAGAAGAUAGCUUCAAAAAACUUGAUGCAACAAUGAUCCUUCCUCUCGGAAUUGUUGACGAAAACGUUGCUGAGAGUAGACAUGGAGGUAAGGAAGGUGACUUCGCCGCAUGGAAGAAAAAGUUUUGGAAGAGGGCUUUACGCAUAAUUAAAAAUAAUGAGCAUAUCGAAGUAAAAAACUCUAAGAAAUCGUCAAAAGAUUGUUGUUCUGCUUCUUGUUCUUGUCAAGGAGAUAAAAAAACGGAAAAGAAUGAAAGCGAUAGUGGGCUAAGCGAAGAAGAGGAAGAAGAAAACAGCGAAGAUGUAGUUGAUGUUGAAGAUUUGGGAAAUAUAAUGGGAAAAAUAACGAGGAAUGCUGCUAAGGGAGGAAAUGAAAAAGAGAUGAUCACUCCUAUGUUGCGUGAUGCCUUAACUAAGCAGGGUUAUAAACUAAUAGGGACGCAUUCAGGCGUAAAACUAUGUCGUUGGACAAAAUCUAUGCUAAGGGGUAGAGGAGGAUGCUAUAAACAUACUUUUUAUGGUAUCGAAAGUCAUCGGUGCAUGGAAACUACACCAAGCUUGGCAUGUGCUAAUAAGUGUGUGUUCUGUUGGCGUCACCACACAAAUCCUGUAGGAACCGAAUGGAAAUGGAAAAUGGAUGAGCCAGAUGUUAUAUUCAAAGGCGCUUUAGAAAAUCACUACAAGCUAAUUAAACAAUACAGAGGUGUUCCAGGAGUUAAACCAGAACGAUUGGAGGAGGCUUUUAGGGUUGCUCAUUGCGCUUUGUCUCUAGUUGGAGAGCCAAUUAUGUACCCAAAAAUUAACGAAUUUGUUAAGAUGUUACACGAAAAGAGAAUAUCUAGUUUUCUAGUAACAAACGCCCAAUUUCCAGAUGCUAUUAAAAAUAUGGUACCUUGCACUCAAUUAUACGUUAGCGUUGAUGCAGCAACACAAGAUGCUCUAAAGAAAAUUGAUAGACCUCUGUUUAAAGACUUUUGGCCUAGAUUUCUUGACAGUCUUUCUGCCUUAUCUGCUAAGGGUCAACGAACAGUAUAUAGGCUAACUUUGGUUAAGGCAUGGAAUACGGAAGAGCUAAAUGCCUAUGCUGAUUUGGUGUCAUUGGGAAAACCUGAUUAUAUAGAAAUUAAGGGUGUAACGUACUGUGGAGAAUCAAAGGCGACUACUUUGACAAUGGAAAAUGUCCCCUGGCACGAUGAAGUACUACGAUUCGUCCAACAGUUAGCUGAUUUACUACCAAAUUAUGAAAUAGCAUGCGAACAUGCGCAUUCGAAUUGUGUUUUGUUAGCGGAUGUAAAAUUCAAGAAAGACGACGGCUGGUAUACUUGGAUUGACUACGAAAAAUUCCACGAAUUAAGCGAUAGGUACAAAGCAUCAGAAGGAAAAUUACAAUUUACAAGCGAAGAUUAUAUGGCUAAAACCCCGACUUGGGCUCAAUACGGAGCCGUUGAAAGAGGCUUUGAUCCAGAAGAAAAAAGGCAUUUUAGAAAGAAGGCUAAUAAUAAAGACAUUGGAGGUUGUUAG